AUGGCUCUCAACGGUAACCUCCGACAAACUCAACGCUUCAUCACAACCCACAAUGAAGAAGGCAAAGCAGUCGUCGACACAACAAUCAACUCAGAUGCACCCUUCUACGCCCUCCCCAACGGAGAAGCUCAUUUUGCUUUGGGCUACGCAACAAAACAAUUCCCUGCCGACCUGUCAAAAGACGUGUCGUCUUACCAAUCCUUUCUGAGCGACGCUCCAGGUCUCAGCGUCUCAACAGGCACUGUUCUGCGAUACGUGGAUAUGUGUCCUGGUCACAUGUCUCCCAUGCACCGCACCGUCAGUCUUGAUUAUGGUGUUGUGCUUGAAGGAGAGGUGGAGUUGAUUUUGGACUCGGGGGAUAAGAGAGUGAUGAAGAGGGGAGAUGUUUGUGUGCAGAGAGCUACUAUGCAUGCUUGGAGGAAUUGUAGUGAGACUGAAUGGGCUAGGAUGUUAUAUGUUCUUUUGCCAUCUACGAAGCCUGUUGUUGGUGAGAAGGAGUUGGGGGAGGAUUAUGGAAACAUGGUUGGCGUGAAGGCGUCUGAAUAG
Fusarium pseudograminearum CS3096 is the source of this 546-nucleotide messenger RNA. RefSeq lists its product as uncharacterized. The record is from RefSeq and is a predicted model, not a curated record. The coding region runs from base 1 to 546 and encodes 181 amino acids. The transcript has a single exon. Lineage: Eukaryota; Fungi; Ascomycota; Sordariomycetes; Hypocreales; Nectriaceae.